Zea mays is the source of this 3974-nucleotide messenger RNA. RefSeq lists its product as uncharacterized. The transcript has 19 exons. NCBI's taxonomy places the organism in Eukaryota, Viridiplantae, Streptophyta, Magnoliopsida, Poales, Poaceae. The record is from RefSeq and is a predicted model, not a curated record. Gene Ontology annotation, molecular function: protein phosphatase regulator activity; protein phosphatase binding. Bases 1797 to 3608 code for a protein of 603 amino acids.
UCGCACGGGCCCGCCUGCCUAUCCCACUGCCCGGUCCACCGCCGCAAACUCUGCCCGCCCGCGCGCGCCCCACCCCGCCGAUCGCGGUGAGCCCGGACUCCGCCGCCGCCGCUUCGCUCUACCCUGACCAGCCCUAGAUCUGUGCGGGAUCCGCCGCCAUGUUCUGGCGCAUGACCGGCCUCUCCGCGGCCUCGCCCCUUCCACUCCACGUUCAGGGUUAUAUUCUGUGAUCACCGUCAUGUUCCUGCUGCACGCACACCUACCCAGGGAAGGAAUUGGAUAAAGCUUGAGUGCAGCUAGUUUGAGCAAUUCCAUUGACAACGAUUCCGGUUCAUUAAUAAACAGGCUUUCUCUGGCUCUCUGCACAUUUUCUGUUACUGUCUCUGUGGGAACAUAUUUUCUGUUUCUGUCCCAUUACUAUUUAUAGGGCUUCCUAUACCUGUGUCGGAAACUAAUUUCAUGUCAAGUAUGCUUACUGUUUAUUUAUUUCUUAUUCCCUUAUAAAGAGUCGUAAAACUUUUUCUGGCCCAUGGGGUAGUUUCAUCAUCAUGUUAUCACUAGAUGUAUUCUUUUGGUUCAUUGUACUCAUUUUAUAGUAAUAAUAACUAACUGUCCAGUGGACCGACCAUGUUUAUUGUCAUGUCUUAUUUAUUUAGGGGCUGUUUGGAUCCCAGGAGCUAAAACAAAAGUGACUAAAGUUUAGUUACUUAGAGCAACUCCAGUAGUUCUCUAAAUGACUCUCUAAAUCAAGAAUUUAGAUAGUUAGCACAAAAACCUCUCUCCAACAGCUCUCUAAAUUGACUUCAUAAAUUUAGUCACUUCUCAUGUAACCCUAUUUCCUCCCUACAUUUGAUAAUCAUGUAGCAAGUCACGAAAAAAAACUGACGCCAUUUUCUCACUCGUGGCAAUCUUUCCCUGUUCCUGCUGCUUCGUAUGUCACACAUGCCUUUGACUCUUCCUGUUUUGUACGGCAGUCGUGUUGCAUGGUAUCCAAAUGACCCACCAAUUUGAUUUUUCAAACAGAUUAACUACCUAAAUAAUAGCAACUGUUGGAGAUCCACAAAUUUUUUUUGAACGCCCAAUAGCUGUUUACAAACUUGCUAAAUACAAUUUUAAGGAGAUAUAUUUUACAUAACUACUGGAGCUGCUCUUAGGAGCUAAAGAUCCAAAUAGGAAGCACUAAAACUGAUUAUAGUGGUGAAAAAAGUAUCAAUUUAGUCACUUUUAGCUCUUCCUGUUUGGAUAUUUAGCUCCUAAGUAACUAAACUCUAUAAUCAUUUUUGCUUUAGCUCCUGGAAUCCAAACAUGCCCUUAGUAUACCUUUUUUUUUUACCAUCUCAGGUUUCUUGUGAAAAUUUAGUAGCAUACACUGGGGCAUCCCCGUCCCACAUGCCUAACUUUCUUUUCCUGUUGGUCAGGUGGAUACAAUUCUGGACAAGGAGAACUUUACAUUGGAAGAGCUUCUUGAUGAGGAUGAAAUCAUUCAGGAGUGCAAAGCGCUGAAUACCCGACUCAUAAAUUUCUUGCGAGAUAAGGCCCAAGUGUCGCAAUUACUUCGUUACAUUGUGGAAGAAGUUCCUGAGGAUUCAGAGAAGAAACAAUCUUUCAAGUUUCCUUUUAUCGCUUGUGAGAUUUUUGCUUGUGAAAUUGACAUUAUUUUGAGAACCUUGGUAGAGGAUGUUGAGUUAAUGGAUUUGCUUUUUUCAUUUAUAAAACCUGACCAUCCGCAUAGCACACUGUUAGCUGGUUACUUCAGUAAGCCAGGUCAUUUAUCUUUUUAGGUGGUUAUAUGUUUGAUGCUUCGAAAGACUGCUCCUCUUAUGAAUUAUGUUCAGGAGCAUCCAGAUAUUGUUGUCCAGCUUGUCGACCUCAUUGGUAUCACAUCAAUAAUGGAGGUGUUGGUGAGAUUGAUUGGUGCUGAUGAAACCAUAUACUUGAAUUUCGCGGAUACAUUGCAUUGGUUAGAGAAUACAUAUGUACUGGAAAUGAUUGUGGAUAAAUUUAGCUCAUCAGACUCUCCUGAAGUGCAUGCAAAUGCUGCUGAAAUUCUUUCUGCGGUAACUCGAUGCGCCCCUCCUGCUCUUGCUGCAAAAAUAUGCAGUCCAAGUUUUGUUGGCAGGUUGUUUCAUCAUGCUCUUGACGAGUCAAGACCAAAAUCUGUUCUGGUUCAUUCAUUGUCAGUGUGUAUAUCUUUAUUGGACCCCAAAAGACUAGCAUCAGUCUCAUACCAAGCAUUUAGAAGCAACUUAACUCACGGGACGCUGGUUACAGCCAGUCCAGAAACAGUUGAUGGUAUACUGGAGAGUCUAGGUGACUUGCUGAAGUUACUGGACAUUACUUCUUCUCAAAAUGUUUUUCCUACAACUUAUGGAUGUUUGUGUCCGCCUCUUGGAAAACACCGUUUGAAGAUUGUAGAAUUCAUCUCUGUUUUGCUAACAAUUGGUAGCGAAAUAGCUGAGAAGAAGCUAAUAAGCCAAUCAGUGAUAAAGCAUUGCAUUGAUUUAUUUUUUCAGUACCCUUAUAAUAACUUUUUGCAUCAUCAUGUUGAGAACAUUAUUGUUUCUUGCCUUGAGGUUAAAAGAAAUCAAUUGAUUGACCAUAUUCUUAAUGACUGUGGUCUUGUUGGUAAAGUCCUUGCCGCUGAAAAAAGUUCUUCUCUGGCAGUGGAGUCUAAUGGGCCAACAUUACCAUCAGAAGGGAAAGAACCUCCAAGAAUUGGGAAUAUUGGGCACAUAACUCGAAUAGCGAAUAAGCUCAUUCAAUUUGGAAAUAGUAACAGCAUGAUCCAGAGUCACUUGCAGGAGAACAGUGAGUGGGCUGUAUGGCAAAUAGAUGUCCUGAUCAAACGCAAUGAGGUGGAGAAUGUUUACCAUUGGGCAUGUGGCCGUCCAACAUCUCUACAUGAUCGUGGGAGGGAUAGCGAUGACGACGACUUCCGAGACAGAGACUACGAUGUGGCAGCACUCACUAAUAAUAUGAGCCAGGCAUUUCGAUUUGGGAUAUACAGGAAUGAUGACAUUGAAGAGGCACAAGGAUCCCACGAACGAGAUGAUGAGGAUGUCUACUUUGAUGACGAGUCAGCUGAAGUAGUAAUAUCUUCAUUGUGUUUGGGGGAUGAUCAGGACAGCAGUUCACUCUUCACGAAUUCAAACUGGUUUACGUUUGAUGGUGAUAGAGGAAUCAAUGACCGCCUAGCUGCCUCUGUUCCUCCAUCAUCCCCGGAUUCUGAAGCGAUUUCCUUAAACACUGAGAAUACUGAUGAAGCGCUAACUGGUGAAACCACUGGAGGCACUGAGUCACUGCGGGAAAGUGCAUCCCUUGCCAAUGAACUAGCAGAAGUCGCUAACGACAAUGAUGCUGAUGCCACGGACGGUGAGAAAAUUUUGUGUACAGAAGAGGACAGUCAAGCCUCCGAGGGGCCUGUGGAUGCUAAAGAGGACAAGACUGGAGGAGCGUCUAAAGCAGCGAAUGAAUCUGUGCCUGACAAUGCCUUGCCUGAAUCCCACCACACUGAUUGUCGGUGCGCUGACUCAUCUGAAUCAGGAACAGAAGAAGAUGUGGAGAUUGAUGAUGAGAAGAAAUCUGAGACUGCUAUGACAAAUGAAUGAGCGUUAUGGGCUUGGAAUGAUAGGAUGGCGGAUCAGAUUCUUUUGCUGGUGAGCAAUGCCACUCAAGCAGGGGCGCCGUACAAUUUUAACAGCGCUGCUUUGCUAUUGAGGAGUCUGGUUGUUACUGCAUACUCGGGCACGCACGCUCUUUUAUCAUCUCACCUCAUCACCAUCAUCCCACAUGGACCAAUGUCGUCUGGCGGCUCCUGAUUUUGGUCUCUUCGAACUGUAAUAUCUGCAGUGAGUUUUUUCCAUCAGUUUUUAUUUUUUUUUCCGGGUUUCUGCAUCUGUAAUAGCUAUUUCUUCAAGCGCAAAACAUGUCUUCUCUUUGUUGCUAUAAAAAGCAUAUAGUUUCACCAAAAUUUA